AGGACUACAGCAGGGCUCGAAGUGGGCGGGAAGGAGGCGGGAGCAUUUGGGAAGCAAAACAUGGCGAAAUAACAAGUUUGGCAGAAAGCUGUAGUUUCUUACUGCACCCCAUUCCACAGUCUUGGACGAGGAAAACUGUUUAGAUAUUCUCUUGGACACCGGCGAGCGACAUCGAGCCCUAAAACCCGAGAGGCUGCCGGGCCCAUAUAAGCUGAGUAGGCGAAAAGACAGCGGUUAGUGUCCGUUUCUCUCCCUGCCUCCUGUGUUUUUUAUUUUCCCCGGAAGGUUGGCGGUGCUAGGCGCGACUGACAACACGGAAAAUGGAUGAAGAAGGAAACUUUACGCGGAAGCAAGGAUACCUCGGUCCGUUAGCGUAGCCACGUUAGCUACCGAUUCGUCGCACCUGACUCGGUGUUCGGACUGUCACGUAAUGUAAACGAAAUUUACUGACACAUUUUUAAAGGCUCUGCUUAUAAGUUUGACACAACUACGUCGAGUCGCUGUGACCACAGAAUUUUUGACAAUCCUGCAUUUUUUUUCCGAGGGAGGAAAUGUUAUUUUUCAAGGCUGAAAAUAAUGACGGUCUGAUUGAGUGAGUGAGUGAGUGUCGGUCGGUUCUGGUGCGGACGGACCCGGGCGCCAUCAUCGAUACAGACGUUGCGUUCUCCUAAAAAAAACACUAGCACUGCGUUGUAGUUUCUCAGUGUGAUUAAGACUGUCUGUCAUUUUAACCACGUAUAUCUGGGUGAGUUAGAAUCUUUUUUUUUAUAACUACAUUUUCUAAGAACUACAUUUUCUGGGAUGUCUGCUGGAAAUGAACGCAGCAAGGUGUUCACCAACAACACUGGAGGUGCAUUGCAUUGAACGCCUGCCAGUUCUGCUCGGAGCGGUACCGAUGCUAGCGGUGACGCGGUUUGCUGUUGGAAUCUUUCACUGAGACAAGUUGCCUGUACUUCGAUCCCGACGUUCCUCUUUCGUAGGAUUUUUUUGCGUUAAAAACAACCGCAAGUAGCAUCGCGGCUCAUCCCUGGAGUUAACGUGAUCUUCGCCCCACUGGGUGCGUCUGUGGCCGCUCCAUCAUCAUCAUCAUCAUCACCCUCAUCAUCUGCGAUGAGGUUGAUAAUCUAGGAGCAACAUAAAGACAUUUUAAAGCGUGUUUUAGCGAACAUUUUUUCCCAGUACUUCUUGUUUAAUAUCUGGCUAAGUUGUUAGCCAGCGUUUUAAGUUUCGCCAGCCAUGUCUGAAAACGCCCCCACACGAAGCCUGGAUGACAUCGACCUCGCAGCUCUGAGGGUGAGUGUUGUUGUAGCUCCACUUUGUUCUUGUGUCAGUAAUUAUGUCAGUGUGAUUUAUUACAUGUCUUUAUUUCACAUGCAGCUAAGUUUCUGUUUGCAUGAGACAGAGCCAUUUUUUCAUGUUGUUUUUGGCUUUUAUUGUGAUUUAAUUUUGUCUAUGAAUGUAUUUGCUCAGGGCCUUUCCCACCUCCACGCUCACAAAGUCAUCCACAGAGACAUAAAGGGCCAGAAUGUUCUGCUGACGGAGAACGCCGAAGUCAAACUUGUGGAUUUCGGAGUGAGUGCCCAGUUGGACAGGACAGUGGGCCGCAGGAACACCUUCAUCGGUACACCCUACUGGAUGGCACCAGAGGUUAUUGCCUGUGACGAGAACCCCGACUCCACCUAUGAUUACAGGAGUGAUAUUUGGUCCUUGGGGAUCACAGCUAUUGAGAUGGCAGAGGGAGCCCCACCCUUGUGUGACAUGCACCCCAUGAGAGCCCUCUUCCUGAUUCCCAGGAACCCUCCUCCAAAACUGAAGUCUAAGAAAUGGUCCAAGAAAUUCAUUGACUUUAUAGAAGGCUGUCUUGUGAAGACGUACCCCAGCCGACCGUCCACAGAGCAGCUGCUGAAGCACUCAUUUAUCAGGGACCAGCCCACUGAGCGACAGGUUCGAAUUCAGCUCAAAGACCACAUCGACCGCACGCGCAAGAAACGGGGUGAGAAAGAGGAAACUGAGUAUGAGUACAGUGGCAGUGAUGAAGAGGAUGAGAAUCGCGGCGAUGACAGAGAGUCAAGUUCCAUCCUCAACGUACCCGGUGAGUCCACACUCAGGCGAGAUUUCCAGCGUUUACAGCAGGAGAAUAAAGAGCGCACCGAGGCUCACAGGAGGCAGCAGGCCCAGCUGGCCGCUCAGCGCCGCGACCCCGAGGAACACAAGAGGCAACUUCUGCACGAUCGACAGAAACGCAUCGAGGAGCAGAAGGAGCAACGCCGCAGACUCGAAGAGCAACAGAGAAAAGAGCGAGAGAUGGUGAGGCAGCAAGAAAAAGGUCCCCACCGGAGACUCGACGAUAUGAGACGGGAGGAGGACAGGAGGCUGGCAGAGAGGGAGCAGGAGUACAAGCGUAAGCAGCUGGAGGAGCAGCGUCAGUCGGAGAGACUUCAGCGGCAGCUGCAGCAGGAACAUGCCUACCUGGUCUCCCUGCAGCAGCAGCAGCAGGAGAAGAAGCCGCAGCUCUACCACUACAACAAAAACCUGGAGUCCAACAACAAGCCCACCUGGGCCCGUGAGGUGGAGGAGAGAAGUAAGCUGAACAGACAGGGCUCUCCAAAGAUCUGCACCACCGUCUCUGACACUGCCAUCCAGUCACGCUCAGACUCCAUCGCCCAGUCAGGAGUGGUCCAGUCUGCUCAGACCCCACCCAUGCAGAGGCCUGUGGAACCUCAAGGAGGACAGGGCAAGUUCCAGAUGGCUCACUUGGUUCCUCUCAAGCCUUAUGCUGCUCCCGUGCCUCGUUCCCAGUCCCUCUGUGAUCAGCCAACUAAGACUAUGUCCGCCUUCCCCACCCAGGACCCCUCCCUCACCCCCGCCCCUCGCCCCAUCCACUCCAGAGAGCUCGUGCGUCAAAACUCAGACCCCACCUCGGAAACUCCGGCACCACAGGGGCACCCCAUCAGAGAGGACCGCGGCCCCUGGAUUCGCCUUCCAGAUGUGGAACUACCACCCAAGAUUCCUCAGAGGACGGCGUCCAUCGCCACAGCUCUCAACACCAACCUCUCCUCUGGUAUAAGACACCCAGUCAGAGCCAGCAAUCCGGACUUGAGCCGCAACGAUCGCUGGGAACGAGGGGACAGUAUGAGCAUCAUGUCCAACCUGCCGCAGACGGGCUCCCUGGAGCGGCACCGUAUCCUCAGUUCCUCCAAAAUGGAUUCUCCCGUCCUCUCCCACGACAGUCGUCAUAAGCCGGGGGAGUCCCGCACCUCGUCUCGCCCCGGGCGUCCUGCUAGUUACAAGAGAGCUAUAGGGGAGGACCAUGGCCUCUACGCCAAGGAACGAGCCGAGGAGCAGCCCAGGCCUCCAGUCAAGGCCAACGAUUACUCCUCAUCUUCUGAGAGCAGUGAGAGCAGUGAGGAGAGUGAGAGCGGGGAAGGACCGGAGGAGGAAGGCUCUAGUACAGAUCGCCACAGAGACGCAGACACUGAUUCAGUCAACACAAUGGUGGUUCAUGAGGACGAAGGGGAGGCAGGAGAAGGAGAGCAGGCUGGAGGCUACGGGGAUCAGACCAUGUUGGUGCAGAGGACUCCAGAAAAGCGCAGCCAUAACGGUUACACCAACCUACCUGACGUGGUGCAGCCCUCCCACUCCCCAACUGAUCCCGCCCCUCACUCUUCUCCAGGGAAGGACUCUGUUUAUGACUAUCAGUCCAGAGGUUUGGUCAAAGCGUCCGGAAAAUCCUCGUUCACCACCUUCGUGGAUCUGGGCAUGUAUCACUCCCCCGGAGUGGCGGGGGACAACGUGUCCGUCAGUGGCUCCAGGUUCGAGCAGCUGAAGAUGGAGGUCAGAAAGGGCUCCAUGGUGAACGUCAACCCCACCAACACUCGUCCGCCCAACGACACGCCAGAGAUUCGUAAAUACAAGAAGAGAUUCAACUCUGAAAUACUGUGUGCAGCACUUUGGGGUGUGAACCUCCUGGUGGGCACGGAGAACGGUUUAAAGCUGCUGGACCGCAGUGGUCAGGGAAAGGUUUACCCCCUCAUCAACUCCCGCAGGUUCCAACAGAUGGACGUCCUGGAGGGACUCAACCUGCUCAUCACCAUAUCAGGCAAGAAGAACAAGGUGCGAGUCUACUACCUGGCCUGGCUGAGGAACAAGAUCCUGCACAACGACCCCGAGGUGGAGAAGAAGCAGGGCUGGACCACAGUGGGGGAGAUGGAGGGGUGUGUUCACUAUAAAGUGGUGAAAUACGAGCGGAUAAAGUUCCUGGUGAUCGCCUUGAAGAACGCGGUGGAGGUGUACGCCUGGGCGCCCAAGCCUUAUCACAAAUUCAUGGCCUUCAAGUCUUUUGCGGACCUGCCUCACAGGCCCGUGCUGGUGGACCUGACAGUGGAGGAGGGUCAGAGGUUAAAGGUCAUCUACGGCUCCUGCGCUGGUUUCCAUGCCAUCGACGUGGACUCUGGGAACAACUACGACAUUUAUAUCCCCGUGCACAUUCAGAGUCAGGUGACACCGCACGCCAUCGUGUUCCUGCCCAGCUCAGACGGGAUGGAGAUGCUGCUGUGUUACGAAGAUGAGGGCGUUUACGUCAACACCUACGGUCGCAUCAUCAAGGAUGUGGUCCUGCAGUGGGGGGAGAUGCCCACCUCAGUCGCUCACAUCUGCUCCAAUCAGAUCAUGGGCUGGGGGGAGAAGGCCAUCGAGAUCAGGUCCGUGGAGACGGGUCACCUGGACGGAGUCUUCAUGCACAAACGAGCUCAGAGGCUCAAGUUCCUCUGUGAGAGAAAUGACAAGGUGUUCUUCGCGUCGGUGCGGUCUGGAGGCAGCAGCCAGGUCUACUUCAUGACCCUGAACAGAAACUGCAUCAUGAACUGGUGAAGGAGAUGAUGUCAUCGCUGAUGUCAUCGGUUUGUCGGGAAGGAGAAAAAAAGAAAAGAAAAAUGAAAUCAGACCAGCAGGGUUGGUGGAAACAAGUGAAUCCAGAAAACUCCAAAACACACACACACACACUAACACACACACACACCUCACUCCGACUGUCACACACACACUCAGAGACAAACACACACUCAAACUGACACAAACUGACACACCAAUAAUAUUUACUCUGAGGUUGAGCCCCUCCCCCCACUCCCCCCGACCACUUUCAUCAUGAUAAAACCCACAUGUUGAGACCACCUCUCAGUCCGUACUGUAAAAAUAUUCCCGUCUGGGUUUUUUUUUUUUUUUUUCGGGGUGGGGCCGGUGUCCGUGGUCUUUUUUUUUUUUCAUUUCCUAACAUUGAAGUAGGUCAAAAGACGACAUUCCUUGAUGUUUCUGCCGUACAUUUGGAGGAAAGCGUUUUAUUUCCCAGCACUUUCUCACUUUCUCGUGUGUUGGGAUGAAGCUGUAAAUAGUUCUAGCACCUUUAAGAUCUGAAUCAGUUCUUCGGACUUCGUAGAAAACGGACGGCGUUAGAACACACGUUAAAAAAAAAAGAAUGAAAAAAAAACAU
Molecule: messenger RNA, 5485 nt
Organism: Cynoglossus semilaevis (tongue sole)
Lineage: Eukaryota; Metazoa; Chordata; Actinopteri; Pleuronectiformes; Cynoglossidae
Gene: mink1
Product: misshapen-like kinase 1
Exons: 28
Coding region: 1237-4869 (1210 amino acids)
Biological process (GO): protein phosphorylation
Cellular component (GO): cytosol
Molecular function (GO): protein kinase activity; ATP binding
Source: RefSeq, a predicted model, not a curated record